AUGUCUCAACUCAAGAGUUUCACUUACGAAGGCGCUGGCGAGUUUCUCACCAACUUUCUCCAUUAUGCGCAGGCUGUCCGUGUUGGCGACCAACUGCAGCUCAGUGGCCAGGGCGGUUGUUUCAUAAAAGACGGCGAGCUCGUUUUCGCAGAGACCCAACUUGAUCAAAUUGACCUGGCUUUCGAGAAUGUUGACAAGGCGUUGAAGGCAGCUGGUGGAAAGGGCUGGGAGCAGGUCUUCAGAGUGAACUCUUACCACACCGAAAUCACACCUGAAGUUGGACAGAGAAUGGCUGAGAAUUACAAGAAGUGGAUGCCUAACCACAAGGUCAUUUGGACGCAGAUUGGAGUCAAACAACUUGGUGCUCCGACUAUGCAGUGUGAGAUUGAGGUGUCAGCUUAUGACCCAGAGGGGGCAAACAAGGCAUAA
This is a messenger RNA of Fusarium redolens, 429 nucleotides long. RefSeq names its product Endoribonuclease L-PSP/chorismate mutase-like protein. Gene Ontology annotation, molecular function: deaminase activity. The record is from RefSeq and is a predicted model, not a curated record. Bases 1 to 429 code for a protein of 142 amino acids. NCBI's taxonomy places the organism in Eukaryota, Fungi, Ascomycota, Sordariomycetes, Hypocreales, Nectriaceae. The transcript has 2 exons. Gene Ontology annotation, cellular component: cytosol.